Molecule: messenger RNA, 226 nt
Organism: Dentiscutata heterogama
Lineage: Eukaryota; Fungi; Glomeromycota; Glomeromycetes; Diversisporales; Gigasporaceae
Source: the annotation of a GenBank genome assembly
AUGUUCAACCAAUCCAGCACAUUACCUAUCGGUGAAACUACAAAUAAACCUACAGAUAGACAAAUUGAAUUAAAUAUAGAUACGGAUGAAGACACUGAUAAUGAAUCAUCAGACAUAACAAAUGCUGAAGAUUGGGAAAGUCAAUUACAUAACUGGGAGGAAAUGCUAAUGGAUAAAGAGGUUGCUAGACUAGAGGAAGAAGAAGAAGAGCGAGACAAUUAUGAUA